Salarias fasciatus (jewelled blenny) is the source of this 1319-nucleotide messenger RNA. Its product is annotated as C5a anaphylatoxin chemotactic receptor 1. Gene Ontology annotation, cellular component: plasma membrane. Gene Ontology annotation, molecular function: G protein-coupled receptor activity; complement component C5a receptor activity. Lineage: Eukaryota; Metazoa; Chordata; Actinopteri; Blenniiformes; Blenniidae. Bases 42 to 1142 code for a protein of 366 amino acids. The record is from RefSeq and is a predicted model, not a curated record. Gene Ontology annotation, biological process: phospholipase C-activating G protein-coupled receptor signaling pathway; positive regulation of cytosolic calcium ion concentration; inflammatory response. The transcript is spliced from 3 exons.
CACUCCUUUUUACUUUAUCUGCUGCUCCACUUCAUCCACACAUGGCCAAUAAAGCAGCUCACCUCCAGCUGGACUUCACCUCAGAGGCAGCGAUGAAUGAAACCAAUGUAGCGGUGAACCAGCUUGCGUCCACCUCCAGCGGCUCCUGGCAGACAGACGCCUCGAGAGGAAUCCAAAUCACCGUCACACUGCUCAUCUUCCUGGUGGGGGUACCUCUGAACGGACUGGUGGUCUGGGUUCUCGGACUGAGGAGCCAUCGCCACCUGGUGCGGCGGGGCAGCAAUGAGGAGACGCGUGCGGCCAGCAGUUUCCGCGUCUACGUGCUGAACUUGGCCGUGGCCGACCUGGUGCUGCUCCUGCGGACCCCCCUCAUGCUGGGCUACCUCAUCCACAACUACAGCUGGCCCUUCGGCCGCCCCUUCUGCCACCUCGUUAUGUUCCUGCGAGGCCUGGGGCUGUACACCUCGGCGUUCCUCCUCUGCGCCGUGGCUCUGGAGAGGUGCCUGUGCCUCCUGAGGCCCGUGUGGGCCCGGAUGAGGCGGCCCAGGUGGGCCGUCCCCCUGGCCUGCGGCCUCCUGUGGCUGGUAUCCACCAUCCUCUCCGCCCCCUACCUCUACUUCGCCGUCUUGAAGGAGAAGAACGGGACCCUUCAGUGCGUGGAGAGCGAGAAGUUGAACAUGGGCCUGUUCCUGACAGAAACCAUCGCUGGGUUCAUCCUGCCUCUGCUGGUCUUCCUCGGAAGCAACCUGGCAGUUUUGUUCUCCAUUAAACAAGUGGCGCCCCUGACUCCCACCUCUUCUUCUACCCCUUCGUUUGGCCGCAGGAUGGUCAGGAUGUACCACGUCCUCUUCUUCACCAUGCUCCUCUUCCUCACCUGCUGGGUGCCGUACUUCGUGUGUCGAUUCGUGCAGGCCCUGGUCCAUGAUAACUCGGCGCUCUACCAGUCAGUAAUUUACGGCAAAUACAUCUCACUCUUCAUGGUGUACAUCAAAAGCGCACUCAACCCAGUACUUUAUGUGUUCGCCGCCCGAGGUCUGGGCCGCGCCAUCAAAGCCUCGGUGGUCUCGUCCAUUGAACGACUUUUCUAUAACGACUCCUCAGAGUCCAUCCGGAGAAAAUCAAUGAAGAACUCACAGAUAUAGCAGCUGGUGACGUUUCCUCUUUUCACGUCUGAAGCAUUACUCUCUCUGUGGUGAUCGCACCAUAAUGUACAGAAAUGUGAGCAUUGUAAAUAAAAUAUAGAUGAUAUUAAAAGUGUUUUGAAGUCGUAUAAAUACAGUGACAUUGUUUUGUAAUUACUGCAGUGUGAUCUCACCUGA